ACUUUGUCCUGGGGAAUGCCCAGGUCCAGUCUCUCUACCCGAUUGUGUACUGCUCCGACGGGUUCUGUGACCUAACAGGCUACGCCCGUGCGGAAUUGAUGCAAAAGAGUUGUGCAUGUCACUUCUUGUAUGGGCCUGAGACCAGUGACCAGCUGACAGCUCAGAUCCAGGGGGCACUGGAUGAUCGCAGGGAGUUCAAGAUGGAGCUAAUUUUCUACAAGAAGGGAGGUGCCGAGUUCUGGUGUUUGCUGGAUAUCGUGCCCAUCAAGAAUGAGAAGGGGGAGGUGGUGCUUUUCCUGGUCUCCCACAAGGACAUCACGGACAACAAGAGGGACCAGGACUCUGUGCAGGGUCCCGAGAUCGAUGAAGAGACGGGCCUGGAGGUGCACAGAGUCACACGGCCCCCGGGGUUCAAUGCCAACCGGCGCCGUAGCCGGGCAGUGCUUUACCAUCUGUCGGGGCACCUGCAGAAGCAGGACAAGAGCAAGCUCAAGCUGAAUAAUAAUAUGUUUGGGGAGAAGCCCCCCAUUCCUGAGUACAAGGUGGCAGCUAUUCAGAAAUCCCGAUUCAUCCUGUUGCACUAUGGCACUUUCAAGGCGGGCUGGGAUUGGUUAAUUCUACUAGCCACCUUCUACGUGGCUGUCACUGUACCGUACAACGUGUGCUUCACUGCUGUCGGUGGGCGGGACGAGGGAAGCUCCGCCUCCCGAAGUCCCCCAAGCGUCAGUGACAUCCUGGUGGAAAUUCUCUUCAUUUUGGAUAUCGUGCUGAACUUCCGCACCACCUACGUGAGCACGUCAGGCCAGGUGGUGUAUGAUGCCCGUUCCAUCUGUGUGCACUAUGCUACCACCUGGCUGUUCGUCGACCUGAUCGCCGCCCUGCCGUUUGACCUGCUGUACGCCUUCAACGUGAGCGUGUACUUUGGCGUGCAUCUCCUGAAGACGGUGCGCCUGCUGCGGCUGCUGCGGCUGCUGCAGAAGCUGGAGCGCUACUCCCAGUACAGUGCUGUGGUGCUGACGCUGCUCAUGUCCAUGUUCGCCCUGCUCGCCCACUGGAUGGCCUGCGUCUGGUACUUCAUCGGCCGUCGUGAGAUAGAGAGCAACAUCCCGGGCACGUGGGAUAUCGGUUGGCUGCAUGAGCUUGCUAAGAGGCUGGGCACACCCUACUUUCUGUCUCACUUGAGCACGCUGCUUGGAGUUUCUGACCCGCCGCACUCCACGAGUGCACUUGGGCUGGCAGCCAAUGGCAGUCACUGGAAUGCCACCGGGGUGGAGUCAGGGGGUCAGGACUCCUGGAAUGCCAGCCAAUGGAAUGCCACAGGUGCAGGGAUGCCAGGUCAGACGUCGACGGCAGCCAUGGGUCACUGGAACCGAACAGGGGUGGAGCUGAGCGGCGGCCCGUCAGUGCGCAGCUCCUAUGUGACCUCGCUGUACUUCGCCUUGAGCAGCCUGACCAGCGUGGGCUUCGGCAAUGUGUCUGCCAACACGGACUCUGAGAAGAUCUUCUCCAUCUGUACCAUGCUUAUCGGGGCGCUGAUGCACGCUGUGGUCUUUGGCAACGUAACGGCCAUCAUCCAGCGCAUGUACUCGCGCCGUUCGCUCUACCACACGCGCACCAAGGACCUGAAGGACUUCAUUCGCGUGCAUCGGCUGCCCAAGGCCCUGGAGCAGCGCAUGCUGGAGUGCUUCCAGACCACCUGGUCUGUCAACAACGGCAUUGAUGUCGGAGAGUUGCUGAAGGACUUCCCAGAUGAGCUGCGCGCCGACAUUGCCAUGCACCUCAACAAGGAGCUGCUGCAACUGCCGUUGUUUGAGUCAGCCAGCAGGGGGUGCCUGCGCUCCCUGUCCCUCAUCAUCAAGACAUCAUUCUGUGCACCAGGGGAGUUCCUCAUCCGCCAAGGAGAUGCACUGCAGGCCAUCUACUUUGUCUGCUCUGGUUCCAUGGAGGUGCUGAAGGACAACACAGUGCUGGCUAUCCUGGGCAAGGGCGACCUGAUUGGCUCCGACUCGCUGAUGAAGGAGCAGGUGAUAAAGACCAACGCCAAUGUGAAGGCGCUCACCUACUGCGACCUGCAGUACAUCAGCCUGAGGGGGCUGCGCGAGGUGCUGCGCCUGUAUCCUGAAUACGCCCAGAAGUUUGUCAGUGAGAUCCAGCACGACCUCACCUACAACCUGCGCGAGGGCCACGGGGCCGACGUGGACUGGGAGAGCAACGGCGGGUUAGUGAAGAAGCUGCCCUCCAUCCAGGAGGACGAAGAGGGCGAUGAAGCUGAGCGCUCCCCCUGUCCGCGGGCCCCUCGCUCCCCGCUGCGCCUCGCCCGCGGACUCAGCUCACCCCUGCGCUCCCCGCUGCUGCCGCCCCGCCCAUUCCGCGAACAGGCCAAGAGCAACACCCUGCAGAUCCCCCUGGUCAGCCUCGCUAGUGCCCCCCCAGAGCUCAGCCCCCGAUUUGUGGAUGGCAUCGAAACAGAAGGCAAUCCCAGCUCAGCGCAGAAGUUCGAGUUCAGCACCAGCCUGGCCCAGAGCAGACCCGCUUCCCCUGCUCCAGAGAGCCAGGAGCACGUGGAAACUCGGCAGAGCAUCAGUAAGCUCAGUCAAGAGAUGGGAAGUCUUUCCCAACAGGUGUCUAAGCUCAGCCUGGAACUGCAGGAAAUGACACGUCUCCUGAGGCCCCUCCUCCUCCUCAGCUCCCAGCCCAUCCUGUCAGCCCUGACGCCCGCUAUGACUCCGCCUCCCAGCAGUGCCAGUGCACCUUCGGUCGGAAGCCCCCCCGUGGCCCCACCCCCAGCCCCGCCCUGCUCGCCACGGCCAGCGUCCUGCUCUCUGAUGGACAGACUGGAGACCGGUGGGGCAGACCUGCCAGGCUGCCUGGUGCCCUCCACCGCGCCUCAGAAAGCCGCCCUGCAGGCACAUGUGCCCCUGCUUGGCUGCUCCGAGUGCCUCCCUCCCUCCACUUCAGCAUCGUCUGGAGAAGAAACCUCUGGGGGGGAGUCUUCUCUUACUGGACAUGGACAUCAGGAAGAGAGACCCACAGCCUCCCGGACCACCUCGCCCUCUCUCUCCUUCUCCUUGUCAAUCGCCUCAUCUCCCUCCCCAUCCCUGUCCCUCUCCCCCCGCCAGGACCGCCACCUCUCCCAUCUGAGUGGCAGGGUCUUUCACCCCUCUCUGGCAUCCCAGGACUCGACCCUGGCCCACAUCAGCCACUGCUCUGCCCCCCCAUCCCUCAACAGCUCUCCCGGCAACCACCGGCAGCGGGUCAGCCCCACCUCCUCAUUUUCCACACCUGUGAUCCCACCCCCUCCUUGCACCCCGCCAUCCUGCCCCCACCCCUCCCCCCUUUCCCCCAGCUCACUGGACUCUCUCAAAGAGGCGCAGGCUGCUGUCAGCUCGUUCUGGCCUCAGAAACCCGGAAGUGGCGUGCAGGGCCCCCCCAGCCGGGAAGCCAGUUGCCUGGCCAUGGAGAUGCAGGAGUGGGGGACUCAGACGGAACACAUCAGCUUCAUUGACGAGGAGGGCCCACCCUAAGGAGGCAGUGGCACCGAUGGAGAAAGAUGAGUUGAGCAGCAGAGUUGAGCAGAAGCUCAAGUCAUCCAGAGGAACAUCUACCAUCACAUCAGAGAUCCUCUGAAGACCCCUCUCCAGGGCUUUCACAUGCCAGGAAGGGCAUCACCUGUCGCCGUCCCAUUUCUCUCUCCUUAAUCGGUGGUGGCAUCACAGCAGAGCCGGGGAUGGGCUUCCCUUGUUCCUGACCGGAUGCUGGCUCCUCCGAUUACACCCACCAGCGGGCACCAACACGAGCCACUGCACCCUCAGUCGUGGUUCGACCCCUGGGGAGAGCAUUUCUGCUGUGAGCUAUGAGGGCAGCACAGUAGGGUGUGAAGGGAAAAGUAACCUUAGCAGCUGAUGUACAACCUUAACUACAAUUCUGGUUUCAAAGAAGCAACAACAAUUAGACAGCUUUGGUCUAGGGCUGGUGCCAAGUUUUCAGACAUACCUGUAGGGUCAGUCAACAAACAGCCAAGACUCCAAUCCUCAUUCCAGUAGCUACUCUUGACCCAAAGAUGUAGAUAUACAGUAGUUGCUUUUUUGAAGCAAUACACACCUUUCGGCAAAUGCAUCACUUUGAUUUUGUACACAUGGUGAGAAACUUGUAUGCUUGGCCACUCUGUGAUGUGGAAACAGUCUCUUCCACCUGUUUUUAAAAGAAGUUACACCUGCUAAAAAAUAUAAGAAACAUCCCUAUGACUUACUGUUUCAGACAAGCUAUGAUCAGGUGCUUUUACACAUUCACCCUACCUAAGCCCACCUGCCAACAAAUUAUGGGAACAAGCCAUCAGGAAAAAAAAGCCCUUUAUAGAAAUGCUUCGGAGAAAGAAAGCAUGUUUGCGAAAAUAUCUAAUUUGAACAUGCGUCAGCACACAAAGCCACUGCCAGUAUGUGUCAGGGCUCCUUGAUUGCACUGGACCCUACAGAACACACCUAGACAAUCAUUAGAACUGUAUUUGCAUCGAAAAAGCUUUUAGAUUGAAAAUGAUAUAAACACCAGCCUACAGCAAGACUUCGGCUUGGGGGAGGUGUGUCAUCCGCGUAUGGGAAGCGAUUAGGUCAGGGGUGGCCAAUCUUAUCCGCAAAGGGCCGGUGUGUAUGCAGGUUUCUGGGAUAACCUGUAGGUCUGCUGUUCAAACCCAGGUGUGAGGACUCUUCAGCCAAUCAGUCCUCUAAUUAGUAAUCUACUUAGGGAGUUGCAGCGAAAACCCGCAUACACACCAGCCCCCCCCCCCCUGGAUUAGGUGAUCAAAUUAGAAUCUGUAUUUGGCCAUAUGGAUCCCAGGCUGUAGCCAUCUUGCCAUUUGUGCCUUCUCUCGUACCACGUAAAACAGCUGAUUUGUGCGACUAACAUAUCAGAACUGCAGCCACUCCUCCAUGUCACAUUAACCUGUACUUACUCAUUGGCGCUUAUCUAGCCGUCAUUAGAGAAUGCGUUUGGUUUCCUCGGUUGCUGUGGAAGCGCCAGUGUGGUCACGGCCAUGGGAGAGGGAGAGUGCGCCACUGUCUCUGCCAAUCAGUGGGCAGGCUGCUUGAAGGAGGCUGAACUUCACUUAAUUACAGGACACCCAGUGCAGGCCAGUAAACAGGGCCUGCAGUCACCCAGCAUCACUGCGUCAGAGAGCUGCCCAGCAGUGAGAAAGCACAGGAUGCAUGUAGCGUCAGAUUGUAGGGGAUGCAUUUCCUGGGUUUAUAAUAAAUACCGUCCAAACAUGGCUUGUUGCAGUUUUGUUCAGUGUGUAGUGUGUGAUGAGUCCAUCCUUGCGUGUGUCGGGGGGGGGAUAUUACGAUUCCGGUUGGGGGUGAUGGUGGAUAGGAGCGUAGGGAUUAUUUGCAUGUCACAGCUUCCUGCAUGUGGAACGUGCCUGCUUGUAACACCAGGGUUAAAGAUGUAUUUUAGUAACAGUUAUGAAGUUUAAAAGAAUCCAUUCAUGAAUAAAGAUAUUUUGUAA
Paramormyrops kingsleyae is the source of this 5497-nucleotide messenger RNA. The record is from RefSeq and is a predicted model, not a curated record. Lineage: Eukaryota; Metazoa; Chordata; Actinopteri; Osteoglossiformes; Mormyridae.